GUCGUCAUCGCGUUGAACGAAUAUGGGACCAAAUACUAAACUUUUAAUUACUUUAUUACACUUUUAGUGAAUUGGUCAGAAUAUUUAUGACUUCUUCAAAUGGGGGGACUAGAUACACAAAGUGCUUCAUUUCUAAUUGGUGAAACAGAUAUUUAUGAAAAAAACCUCAAAUGAAAAGUGACAUUACAUACUGUCACCUCAUAUGAAACAUUUGAUCUGAAAUUCAAAAUGCUGGAUUAUAGAGCCAAAUUAAAAUGUUGCUUCACUGUCAAACUAGAUAGGAUGUGGACUGUGUACUCAAUACAAUCUAAAUCUGAUACCUCACUGUCUGUCUUUUGACUGAUACUGCUUUUUAAACUGGUCUGGCCAGUCUACUCAAAUAUUUUGUACAUUAUAUUUUUCUCUCUACAAGCAAUACAACAAUUUGUCAUUUAUAGUAACGAUACAUUCAUUUAUGAAUAGAUAUGGCAGGUUUCAGGACACUGAUAUAUCUAAUGAAAAGAAUUAGCGUUGUCGUUUUAAAAUUAUUUUACUCUUUGCAGGCUGUUACUCUGUCUAGUCACAGAGGAAGGCUGUGCUCCUCUGGUCUCAGCUCUGAGGUCAAACCCCUCACACCUGAGAGAGCUGGAUCUGAGUAACAAUGACCUGAAGGAUUCAGGAGUGAAGCUGCUCUCUGCUGGACUGGGAAAUCCACACUGUAAACUGGAGAUUCUGAGGAUCCAUUUUGAGACGACAGAGCAGAAAACACUAUCUGGAGAGAAGUAAUAAUAAAGGGUCAGUGCUCUAAAAUGAGUCUCUCUGGGGAGAGAGAGGAGGGGGGCCCUGCCUCUAAAAUGAGUCUCUCUGGGGAGAGAGAGGAGGGGGGCCCUGCCUCUAAAAUGAGUCUCUCUGGGGAGAGAGAGGAGGGGGGCCCUGCCUCUAAAAUGAGUCUCUCUGGGGAGAGAGAGGAGGGGGGCCCUGUCUCUAAAAUGAGUCUCUCUGGGGAGAGAGAGGAGGGGGGCCCUGUCUCUAAAAUGAGUCUCUCUGGGGAGAGAGAGGAGGGGGGCCCUGUCUCUAAAAUGAGUCUCUCUGGGGAACAUGACACCAAAGCUAAGAGUCCAAUCAAGCAGGAGAGACCAGCUUCCCCUGUACCCAGCUGUGUGUCCAUGAAAAGUGACCAAUCUAUGAAUCCUCCUAUAGUGUUUAAAGAGGGAGACUUUUCUAUUGAACAAAGCAACCAACAGGAGAGAUCAGAGUCAGAGAUUCUCAGUGCUCAGUCUUCCCAGAGUCAUCAAACAGACCUGGCCUCCAUAUUCAGUUUGCUUGAAGAGAAUAUUAUGACAUUUGUGAAGAACGAGCUGAAGAUGUUCAAGAGGAUUCUUAGUCCAGAACUCCCAGAAGGCUUUGAGUUUCAGAAGCAGGAUAUGGAAAUGGUGGAUGCUGAAGAUGAGCAGCAGGAGAGCAGUGCCAGAGAGGGGGCUCUGAAGAUCACACUGCACAUCCUGAGGAAAAUGAACCAGAAGGAGCUUGCUGACACACUAGAGAAAAAUUCAGAUGACCUUGCUGUGAUUUGCCAAGGUGAACUCAAAUCUAAUCUAAAGAAGAAGUUUCAAUGUGUAUUUGAGGGGAUCGCUAAACAAGGAACCCCAACACUUCUCAAUAAGAUCUACACAGAGCUCUACAUCACAGAGGGUGGAACAGGAGAGGUCAAUAAUGAACAUGAGUUGAGACAGAUUGAGACAACAACCAGGAAACAAGUAAGACCAGAGACUGCAAUCAAAUGUAACGACAUCUUCAAACCCUUAACUGGACAAGACAAACUUAUCAGAACUGUGCUGACAAAGGGAGUCGCUGGCAUUGGAAAAACAGUCUCUGUGCAGAAGUUCAUUCUGGACUGGGCUGAAGGAAAAGCAAAUCAGGAUGUCCAAUUUGUAUUUUCAUUCCCUUUUCGGGAGCUGAAUUUGAUGAAAGGGGUAAAACACACUUUGAUUGAACUUCUCAAUCACUUCUCAAUGGAAACCAAAGAAUCAAGAAUCUCCAACUACAACAAGUACAAAGUUCUGUUCAUCUUCGAUGGUCUGGAUGAGUGCCGACUGCCCCUCGAUUUCCAGAAGAACAAGAUAUGUUGUGACGUCACAAAGUCAACCUCAGUGGAUGUUCUGCUGACAAAUCUCAUCAAGGGAAAUCUGCUUCCCUCUGCUCUCCUCUGGAUAACUACCCGACCUGCAGCAGCCAAUAAGAUCCCUUCAGGGUGUGUUGACCAGGUGACAGAGGUACGAGGGUUCAAUGACCCACAGAAGGAGGAGUACUUCAGGAAGAGAUUCAGUGAUGAGGACCUGGCCAUCAGAAUAAUCUCACACAUAGAGAUCAAGGAGCCUCUACAUAAUGUGCCACAUUCCAGUCUUCUGUUGGAUUUCUGCAAUAGUCCUUGAACACAUGC
This is a messenger RNA of Salvelinus fontinalis (brook trout), 2419 nucleotides long. Its product is annotated as NLR family CARD domain-containing protein 3-like. NCBI's taxonomy places the organism in Eukaryota, Metazoa, Chordata, Actinopteri, Salmoniformes, Salmonidae. The transcript is spliced from 7 exons. The coding region runs from base 789 to 2411 and encodes 540 amino acids. The record is from RefSeq and is a predicted model, not a curated record.